Molecule: messenger RNA, 573 nt
Organism: Symbiodinium necroappetens
Lineage: Eukaryota; Dinophyceae; Suessiales; Symbiodiniaceae
Source: the annotation of a GenBank genome assembly
AUGGCGGUCUCCACAUAUCAAAGCUCAUACUGUGGUAUAGACCAAUGGACCGACAUUUUCUAUCAACCAGAGCCAGCGACGGCGUCAGCAAGCAAGGAUGCCGGGACUGCAGCGGCUGCUCUGUCGGAUCUGCCCGCUGGCUUGAGAAGACGCGCCGAGUUCUACCGCAGAGAGUUGAUUCUUCCUGACAAGAGCGCCCGGAGGCGUUCAUUCAGCUCACCUGUGAUGAGCAGGCCAAAACGACUAACGCGACCCAUGUGCAAUUCGUACAACCCUUUCACUUCACGGGAGUUGCCACGGGGCAAGUUCUGCGGAUUCCCGACGCCGAUUACAAGGAUGUUGCCAAAGCCUCCCGACCCUUUGGGCUUCACGUCCCACGGACUCGUCCCUGAGGUCGCACAUCGAGAGUUUCGCGGCCGAGCAAGCAGCUUCCCGUCUGGAGGGUACCCGGUCAUGGGUGCACCCGUAAUCCACCAAAUCUCACAGACAGAGGACGCACCAGCACCUUGGCGCGAGUACGCAGAGCUUGAGCGAAACCCUCGUGGCCGUGCCAGCCGAAGGGGCAUCGUGUGA